CGCCACGCGGCUCUUCCAUUUUCAGAGGGUCGAAUCCUGGAACUUCAUUCCCCGGAUGGAGUGCACGAGUGCUGGUUGAGAGCCGCGGAUAACGCGGAGGCGAACGUGUGGUUCAACGCUCUGCACUCGGCACUGGCAGCUCUCACGCUCAAGGCACUGCGACUGGCGUCCGCGCUUCCGGAUCCGCCGCAGCUUCAGCACAUUGGCUGGCUCGCGAGGAGACACUGUCUUCAGGUGAGUGAUCCCGCUCGUUUCGUCCCUCGAAAACCGAGGAUCGAGGGUGAAAGCCCCGUGCGCACGAAGAUGGAUCCGCGUUCGUUCGAG
Molecule: messenger RNA, 324 nt
Organism: Apis florea (little honeybee)
Lineage: Eukaryota; Metazoa; Arthropoda; Insecta; Hymenoptera; Apidae
Product: beta-2-syntrophin-like
Cellular component (GO): dystrophin-associated glycoprotein complex; intracellular anatomical structure
Molecular function (GO): structural molecule activity
Source: RefSeq, a predicted model, not a curated record